CUAAUUAUAAUAUUCCUGAGAAAGAGAGAGAGCUUCACCUAUGGCUAUAAUUACUAAGGGUAGGUGGUAGCUAAGGAAGAAGACAAAGAGUUAUUGUUGAAGUUUUUGGUCUGAUGGCAUGGAGGGGUUUCGUUUGGUCGACCCUACCCAUCUCGUGGUCUGACUGGACUUUUGUCAACGAUUCGUUAUAUGGAUUCACAAACCCGAAGCAGGUUAUAAUUAUUACUCCAUGUCUCCUGCAAUGGCACUGAAAACUGAGACAAAGGAGGAUGAUGUUACAGUGCAGCUUGAAAGCCUGUACCAGAAAGGAGUGAAGCACCUAUGUGAUAGUGGCAUAAACCAAGUUCCCAACAAGUACAUAUGGCCUGUUUCCGACCGACCCAAUGUGAAUGAUGGGGAGCUAGAGGAAUUCAAGAAAAAUCUCAAGCUUCCCAUAAUUGAUUUCUCAGAAUUGCAAGGCUCCAACCGCCCACAAGUCCUCGAGUCCCUCGCUAAUGCUUGCGAGCAAUAUGGUUUUUUUCAGUUGGUAAACCAUGGCAUUCCAAGCGAUGCUAUAAGCAGCAUGAUUGAUGUCGGCAAAAGAUUCUUCGAGCUCCCAAUGGAGGAAAGAGAAAAGUACAUGUCUUCCGACAUGCGUUCGCCUGUCCGAUAUGGGACGAGCUAUAACCAGAACAAAGACACUGUGUUUUGUUGGAGGGACUUCUUGAAGCUAAUGUGUCAUCCCAUGUCAGAUGUCCUCCCUCAUUGGCCUUCUUCUCCCGUGGACUUGAGGAAAUCGGCUUUUACCUACGCAAAAGAAACAAAACACUUGUUUGUAAUGCUAAUGGAGGCCGUCCUAGAAAGCUUGGGACUUGUGGGAACCACAGAGAAGAAGACAGAAGAUGAAGAUGACAUUUUAAAGGACUUCCAAGAUGGGAGCCAGCUAAUGGUUGUCAAUUGCUAUCCUGCAUGCCCCGAACCCAAUCUAACCCUAGGAAUGCCACCUCACUCUGAUUAUGGAUGCCUAACACUUCUUCUCCAAGAUGAGGUCGAGGGUUUGCAGAUACAAUUCCAAGACAAAUGGGUCACUGUUGAACCAAUCGCCAACUCAUUUGUUGUCAACGUUGGUGAUCAUCUUGAGAUAUUCAGCAAUGGAAAAUACAAGAGUGUUUUACACAGAGUCUCAGUGAAUUCUAUGAAGUCUCGGAUAUCGGUGGCUUCUUUGCAUGCUCUUCCUUUGGACAGCGUGGUUAGGCCAUCGCCUAAACUAAUCAACGAAGCUAAUCCAAGGCGUUACAUGGACACGGACUUUUACAGUUUUCUUGACUACAUUUCAUCCUGUGAACCCAAGAGGAAGAAUUUCUUAGAUUCCAGGAAAAUGGGUUGAUUGGAAAAUCAAAUUCAGAAAUGGAAAAGACUUGCAUGUUGACUUAAUUUCCUAGCAUCAAUUAUAUAAAUAUGUAGCAGUAUUAAUUGAUGAAAUGAAAUGUACCUUUUUUUUUUUUUUUGAGUGGGUGGAGGUUGACGAUCAAACCCUAAACAGUAAACCCCACCUCUCACCUGCUGGUGUUAGAAGACAAUCUAAUAUAGAUUGUGUCGAGGAUGAUCUAGCUAGCUAAU
This is a messenger RNA of Corylus avellana, 1599 nucleotides long. Its product is annotated as 2-oxoglutarate (2OG) and Fe(II)-dependent oxygenase superfamily protein. The record is from RefSeq and is a predicted model, not a curated record. NCBI's taxonomy places the organism in Eukaryota, Viridiplantae, Streptophyta, Magnoliopsida, Fagales, Betulaceae.